GUGGCCAGCCUGCGCGCCCAGCUCGGGGGCGCGCCGCCGCCGCCGGCCGCGCCGCCAGCCGCGCGCGAGGCCACCCCAGACGGACACCCGCUGGGCCUGAGGGGCGGCAGCGCGGGCGCCGCGGGCGUCCUCGCGGACCGCGCCAGCCCGAUUACCGAGGCGCAGCUCACGGCCAUGGCGUCUCGUGGGGCCACCGCGGUCGUGAUGAUAACGUGCAGGCGGCCGCAGUACCUCCAGAGGGCCAUGGGCACGCUGUUGAAGGCUCCCCGCGACGCUGCUCUCUUCCCCAUCAUCAUCUCCCAGGAUGACUUCGACAUCAGCAUGACUCAGGCGAUCAACCAGCACUACGUGAAGCCAGGGAUUGCCUUCCACAUGCAGCACGCACACGAGGAGGGCGCCCAAGAGAUCGCCAACCAGUUCAGCAAGGCGAAGGUCACCGUCGGGUACGUUCGCAUUGCGCAGCAUUACGGUUUUGCUCUGAGGAGAGUGUUUGACGACAUGGGUUUCAAAGCUCUGAUUUUCGUGGGCCGGCCGAUAUUGAUGUCGCCCCAGACUUUUUCUCAUAUUUCGGCGCGAUGUUGCCCAUGCUCCGCUCGGACCCGGACCUCUUUUGCGUGA
Molecule: messenger RNA, 618 nt
Organism: Prorocentrum cordatum
Lineage: Eukaryota; Dinophyceae; Prorocentrales; Prorocentraceae
Source: the annotation of a GenBank genome assembly